ACAUCCCCUUAUUCCUCAUCUUCACCGGGGCAGCCAGAGGCUUCACAUCCGGGCGGCUCUCUCGCUCCUCUUCAAUCGCAAUCCGCUUCCCUUCCCUGCGCUCUUGACCGGGGAGGUCUGUGGCUGCAGAAGAAACCUCCGAAUCCCGGACCCUCCGUCGGCGUCUGGUACCGGGGCCCUGAGGCGCUGCUUUCCCGCACAGCAGGUCGCACAUGACGCGGGCUCUGCCGAUGGUGGUGCACGGCGCCGAGCGCUCCCAGUCGGUGCGACAUCUCCGCGCUGAAGUAGCAUCACUGGCUAACGUUAGCUAACAACAUCGAUCUCUCUGCUGCUCCACCCCCCUCUCCCUCCGGUCGACCCCCGGUACCGAUCCGUCACAUCCACAGUUGAUUGAUAGCUAACACUAGAACACCGAGAGCCGUCCGUCCGCUAGCGCAGAAACCCCACCGGUUACCUCCCCUAACGUUUCGGAUUUAGGGCCCGCAACGACAGUUGCUUAGGAGUUUUAACCCGUGAUAUUCAGAUCACCGACCCCCUUUCCUCUUCCACUGUGGCCUUUUUAGAGGUCCGUUUCCUCUCUACCUCAACAUCCCUAUGCCUCCCCGCCCCUUUGUGUAGCUAACCUCAGCUGCACAAUCACUCCGACUCUGAUCAGCCCCACCGACAUCGGCUCAGCUGCUUCUGACAAUCCGACCAAGGAGCGCUGUUCGGCGGGAACUUAAUAGCGUCGAACCGCAGCGGACAACUCCGGUUCUCUCCCUCCCUUUUCUCUCAGUCCGGCUGCAGAGGGAAGUUGCUGGCUGACCUAUUCCACUUCACACCCACACAGUCAGCAAAUCCAGUUACCGGUCUACCCCUGAUACCCCCUCCAGUUCCCCCCGACCCCAGCAGAUCUCCGUGACAAACGCCCCACAGCGCCCGAGCCACGGGUCUCGCCAUGCCGGGUCCGGUGGCCGGUAGCAAGUCCCGUGUGUACGCAGACGUCAAUACGCUGAAGAGCCGGGAGUACUGGGACUACGAGGCCCACGUACCCAACUGGAACAACCAGGAGGACUACCAGCUGGUUCGUAAACUGGGCAGAGGGAAGUACAGUGAAGUGUUCGAGGCCAUCAACAUCACCAACAACGAGAAGGUGGUGGUCAAGAUUCUGAAGCCGGUCAAGAAGAAGAAGAUCAAGCGAGAGAUUAAGAUCCUGGAGAACCUGCGUGGGGGGACCAACAUCAUCCGACUAGUGGACACAGUCAAAGACCCAGUGUCCAGAACUCCAGCGCUUGUCUUUGAAUGCAUCAAUAACACAGACUUCAAGGAGUUGUACCAAAAGUUGACAGAUUACGAUAUCCGUUUCUAUAUGUAUGAACUACUGAAGGCUCUGGACUACUGUCACAGUAUGGGAAUCAUGCACCGUGACGUCAAACCCCACAAUGUGAUGAUCGACCACCAGUUGAGAAAGCUACGCCUUAUAGACUGGGGUUUGGCAGAGUUCUACCACCCAUCCCAGGAGUACAACGUCAGAGUGGCCUCACGGUACUUCAAAGGCCCCGAACUCCUGGUGGACUACCAGAUGUAUGAUUACAGUCUUGACAUGUGGAGUUUGGGCUGUAUGCUGGCCAGUAUGAUAUUUCAGAAAGAGCCCUUCUUCCAUGGACAAGAUAACUAUGACCAGUUGGUGCGAAUUGCCAAGGUCCUGGGGACAGACGAGCUGUUCGGCUACUUGCGUAAAUACCACAUUGAACUGGACCCGCGCUUCAAAGACCUGCUGGGACAGCAGAGCAGGAAGCGCUGGGAACAGUUUGUGCAGACGGAGAACCAGCACUUGGUGAGUCCUGAAGCCCUGGACCUGCUGGACAAGCUGCUACGCUACGACCACCAACAGAGACUGACUGCCACAGAGGCCAUGGAGCACCCUUACUUCUACCCAGUAAUAAAGGAGCAGUCUCUGUCAAACUCUGACAACAACAUGGUAUCCAGUGGCAACACUACAGCGCGAUGAAACACAGGUAAACACAGACGUGGAAGAAGAAGAAGUUUGUUACCUCAGCUUUGUACCCGGUUGUGACAGUAACUUUGACAAGUGUACAGUGACAAUGGAUCAAAGUAACUCUGACCAGUUACACACUGACA
Molecule: messenger RNA, 2121 nt
Organism: Sander lucioperca (pikeperch)
Lineage: Eukaryota; Metazoa; Chordata; Actinopteri; Perciformes; Percidae
Gene: csnk2a2b
Product: casein kinase 2, alpha prime polypeptide b
Exons: 12
Coding region: 938-1990 (350 amino acids)
Biological process (GO): protein phosphorylation; regulation of chromosome separation
Cellular component (GO): nucleus; cytosol; protein kinase CK2 complex
Molecular function (GO): protein serine/threonine kinase activity; ATP binding
Source: RefSeq, a predicted model, not a curated record